CUCUCACACACACGCAGAGUCCUCAGGCCAUGUCAUUGGCUGAGCAGGCUGAUGAUGAGUCACAGGCUGGAGGAUAAAAGCUCUCUGCUCCCUCAAUGCAGACACACUGUUGAUAUCAGUUCAGCUGCUACACAUCUACCUAUCUUGCUAUCGCUCUCUAUCAUCCACAGCAACUAUGUGCAAAGGACUAGCAUUACUGCCUACCACCUGCCUGGAAAGGGCCAAGGAACUAAAAGCAAAGCUGGGCAGCUUUCUGCAAAAACCCGACUGGAGUCUAGCAAGCUGCAAAAUAGGCAAAACUAGACCUACUCUGGAACAAUGUAUGAGGUGGAAAGAGUCUUUCGAAAAGCUGUUGUCCAGUAAACACGGACUGAUGGCCUUUACAGCUUUCCUGGUGUCAGAGUUCAGUGAGGAGAACAUUGCAUUCUACGUUGCCUGUGAGGACUUCAGGAGCACUAAGUCUGCUGCCAAGCUGGCGGCAAAAGCCCAGAGAAUCUAUGAUGAGUUCAUCUGCACCGACGCACCCCGAGAGGUGAACAUUGACCACGAGACUCGUGAUAUCACCAGGGCCAACCUGAAAGAUCCAUCUACAUCCUGUUUCGACAUGGCCCAGCAUAGGAUCUACCUUCUCAUGGCCAAGGACUGCUACCCUCGCUUCCUUCGUUCCCCAGCUUACAAAGACCUGAUCAGCCAGCUCCGUGCAAAGUGCACAUCCAUCUCCAAGAAGGCGUGAAUUAGUAAUAGAGGACCUACUGUGGUCGUCUAAAAUUUUAAAUAAGAAAAUGAAUGGAUCGCCCAUGAGCAUUGACCGUGCGUGAAGCCUCAAGACGGGAAUUGUACAGAUGGACGAAUGUCUCGUCAUGAACCAGAGGUUCUGGUGCCAGCUACUCUGAAAGAUGAUGAGAGUCAAUCACCAUAAAGCUCUGAAGGAGAAAAAGAGAAAAGUGAUACCCCGUGAGGAUGGAAGAUGAGACUUGAAACAAGAACUGUGGUGGCAAUAUCAACACAUGAUGUCGACUAUCAUCAGUGAAUGUACAGAGAUACAGAAUGGGCUGAAGGAAGGGUGAAAAAGGAUGCAUUGACAAGUUGGACAUUUGCAAUCAAAGACACACUGUUAUAGUGUCCCAGUCUACUGCAUCAAUGUCUAACACUGUGUUCAUGACUAGGCAUGUUUUCUACAUGUUUUUUUAAUGUUUAUGGGAACUGAGUAUUUAUUCUAUUGAUUUGUUUCUACUCUGUUCUUUUGUCUCUGUGUUAAGUAUUUUGUUUGACAAGACCAACAAAUGAUGAAAAACUGUGCAAUAUAUUUCUACUGUUAUCUGAUUUGUGAUGUUUUUUACUGUAAAAAAUGAUAAGUUAUUUGAAUAAAAAACAAAACCACAAUAUUAAAA
Oncorhynchus kisutch (coho salmon) is the source of this 1391-nucleotide messenger RNA. It is a transcript of the gene rgs16, whose product is annotated as regulator of G protein signaling 16. Bases 176 to 733 code for a protein of 185 amino acids. NCBI's taxonomy places the organism in Eukaryota, Metazoa, Chordata, Actinopteri, Salmoniformes, Salmonidae. The record is from RefSeq and is a predicted model, not a curated record. The transcript is spliced from 4 exons.